Messenger RNA from Penicillium daleae, 1116 nucleotides. RefSeq names its product SMP-30/gluconolactonase/LRE family protein. The record is from RefSeq and is a predicted model, not a curated record. NCBI's taxonomy places the organism in Eukaryota, Fungi, Ascomycota, Eurotiomycetes, Eurotiales, Aspergillaceae. Gene Ontology annotation, molecular function: gluconolactonase activity; calcium ion binding. The transcript has 4 exons. Bases 1 to 1116 code for a protein of 371 amino acids. Gene Ontology annotation, biological process: L-ascorbic acid biosynthetic process.
AUGUCCGAAAUUCAAAGAUGGACGGUCAAUGAGCCCUAUCUCGACAUAGCGGGAACGCUGCUCGAGGGUCCUUUCCACGAUGCCGCCACCAACGAGUUCCGCUUCGUCGACAUCUGGGACCACAAACUUUAUCGGCUCGAUCUAGCCAAAGGCCCUGACUCGUUGAGGGUCAUCGACACGGACGCGGCAAUCGGCGUCACCGCCAACAUCGCGGACGAGGCCGAGAAGGAUCAGCUGAUUGUCGGGGCCCAGCAUGGAUUUGCCCGGCUGGACCAGACCACUGGGAAACUCUCCUACAUCGCCCAGCCCUGGGAGAAGGAUGCGUCCAAGCAAAAGUUGGCUGGACCUGGUGCUGGACAGCGGAGGUUCCUGCUCGAGACUUCAAUUGGUGGCUCCGAUUCCAUUACUGUAGCCCCAAUAUAUCGACCGGCAGGAGACCAACGCCAGAGACCCAGCGCCCCACAAAUUCCAGCACCAGCUUCACGGCCCUUUUCCCGUCCACCCGCUCACAAACAUGCCCGUCAUAGAAUGCGCUUCAACGACGGCGCCGUCGACAGCCACGGCCGCUUCUGGGCUGGCACCAUGAACGACCCCAAGGUCCAGUCGCCCCAGCCCGAGGGCAUCCUCUUCCGUCUCGACCCUGAUCUCACGCUGCACGAGAUGCUGGCCCCAGUAACUAUUCCCAACGGAAUGGGCUGGAACGCCGCCGACGACACCAUGUACUGGACCGACUCGCCGACUGGCAAGAUCUUCGCCUUUGACUUUGACGCCGCCACCGGGGCUAUCAGCAACCGCCGCGUCUUCAUUGAUCUUGGCGAGCCGCUCGAACCAGAUGGCUUUGCUAUUGAUGUCGAAGGCUGCCUGUGGAGUGCCAUCUAUGGUGGCGGUAAGGUGCUGCGGAUUUCGCCAGAGGGCCGUGUUAUCGGUCAGAUUGAUCUGCCUACGAGGAACCCGACGUGUCCGGCAUUCGUGGGUACGGAGUUGUUCAUUACUUCGGCCAAGGAUGAUCGCGAUGAUGAGAAGUUCCCGCAGUCGGUGCGGUAUGGAGGGCGGCUGUUUAGAGUCGACGUUGGCGUUCGGGGACAGCCGAAGAAUGACUUUCGGUUUCAGAAGUGA